CGGUCUUUUUAGUCUUUACUCCCAAAGAGAGAGAGAUCUGCAGAUUUCCUGUAUUAUCUUGUAGAUUUCUUUUAGACUCUAUCUUCUUCAUCUGUCGUCUUAUUAAUAUGACAAUAUCUUCUAUCUCUACUUUUAUGGAGGAAGGAAGCACUGGAUAGGUCAAGAUCGCUCGUUGAAAAGAGACCCACUUCGAUCUGUUGCUCUUUGAUUCCGUUUCUUUUCUCCAGGAAGAGUUGAGAGAGUUAAACAUAUUUGAAAGAACAAGGACGAUAGCUAGCUUGCUUUGAUUUCACUCGAUGGAUGAUGGGUAACAAAACAACGUUGUUGCGAACGAAUUGUCGGCGGAUAGGUUAACAAAGAGAUCGGUAUUCGUGCGUUCAUCUUUAAUUUAAGAAUCACAAGUUCGGGAUCUUCCCCCAAAUUGGUGUUGAAGUUAAUAUUUACAGAUAAAAAUGGCAACCCCUGUUGAACCUCCAAAUGGAAUAAGAUCGCCUGGUAAACAUUAUUACUCGAUGUGGCAAACCUUGUUCGAGAUCGAUACAAAAUAUGUACCAAUCAAGCCGAUAGGGCGAGGAGCUUAUGGAAUUGUCUGUUCUUCCGUUAACAGAGAAACAAACGAAAAGGUAGCAAUCAAGAAGAUACACAACGCAUUCGAGAACAGAAUCGACGCACUUCGAACUCUACGAGAAUUGAAACUCCUCCGAAACCUAGUCCACGAUAACGUGAUCGCUUUGAAAGACGUGAUGAUGCCGGUCCAGAAGAAAAGUUUCAAAGAUGUAUACUUGGUUUACGAGCUAAUGGAUACUGAUUUGCAUCAAAUCAUCAAGUCUUCUCAAUCCCUAACAAAUGAUCAUUGCCAAUAUUUCCUCUUUCAGUUACUUAGAGGACUUAAGUACCUUCAUUCCGCUAAUAUCCUCCAUCGUGACUUGAAACCCGGAAAUCUUCUGAUAAAUGGAAACUGUGACCUUAAAAUCUGUGAUUUUGGUCUUGCCCGUACUAGCAAUGAAAACGGGCAGUUCAUGACAGAGUAUGUUGUUACACGAUGGUAUAGGGCACCCGAGCUUCUCCUAUGUUGUGAUAAUUAUGGAACAUGUAUUGAUGUUUGGUCUGUUGGAUGUAUUUUUGCUGAACUUCUUGGACGAAAACCUAUCUUUCCAGGGACCGAGUGUCUGAACCAACUGAAACUGAUUGUUAAUGUUCUUGGUAGCCAGAGGGAAGAUGAUCUUGAGUUUAUUGAUAAUCCAAAGGCAAAGAGAUUCAUUAAGACACUGUCUUAUUCUCAAGGGACAUCGUUAUCUCAUCUUUACCCGAAUGCACAUCCUUUGGCAAUUGACCUUUUACAGAAGAUGCUUGUUUUUGAUCCAACAAAAAGGAUUAGUGUGUCUGAAGCACUCCAACACCCUUAUAUGUCUCCUCUGUAUGAUCCAAACAGUGACCCACCUGCCCGGGUUCCAAUUGAGCUUGAUAUUGAUGAAGAUUUAUGUGAAGAUAUGAUAAGGGAGAACAUGUGGGAAGAAAUGCUUCAUUAUCAUCCUGAAGCAGCAGUCAAUGGUUAAAUUACGAGAGGUAAUUACAACCUUUUCUUUUCUUACUAGUCCGAGUGUUAUUUGGGGAAUAAUGGAUUAAUGGUUUGCACCAUUAACUCAAAACAUUAUGUGUUUGUUUCCUCCAACUGAGUUUUAUUUUAUCUAAGCUCUUUGUUAUCCAGAAGUUUCUGGAACUUGUAUAUAUUUAAUGUUUUAUUCUAAAACAACAAAAUGUCUCAUUGUAAAUUUACCUGAGAUUAUGUAAACUUCUUUUUAGGUAUUGUGUUUUA
Messenger RNA from Impatiens glandulifera, 1816 nucleotides. RefSeq names its product mitogen-activated protein kinase homolog 1. Gene Ontology annotation, cellular component: cytoplasm; nucleus. Gene Ontology annotation, molecular function: ATP binding; MAP kinase activity. Gene Ontology annotation, biological process: protein phosphorylation; intracellular signal transduction. The transcript is spliced from 3 exons. The record is from RefSeq and is a predicted model, not a curated record. Bases 453 to 1556 code for a protein of 367 amino acids. NCBI's taxonomy places the organism in Eukaryota, Viridiplantae, Streptophyta, Magnoliopsida, Ericales, Balsaminaceae.